AUGCUCGGCAGCGAUAACACAUUUGACCCAAACAACGACAUCCCGGACCUAAGCGGGAAAGUCUUUGUCGUCACCGGAGGCAGUGCAGGCAUUGGUUACGGAAUCUCAGCCCACAUCCUCCAGCACAACCCAGAGAAGCUUUACCUCCUCGGCAAAAAGCAGCACCAUCUCGAUGAAGCUGCCGAAGGUCUGAAGAAAUUCGGCGACAUUUCACGAGUGGAAUUUGUCCAGGUUGAGUUUGAAGACCUUCAUGGCACGGAUAGAGUUGCCAAGAAACUCGCAUCCGAGUUGGAGCGGCUUGACGCGUUGGUUCUGAAUGCCGGAUUGGGCGUCGGACCUUAUGGAGAGACAAAUGACGGCAUUGAUAGUCACAUGCAAGUCAAUGUCUUCGCGCAACACCAUUUAGCCAUGACCCUUCUACCCAAGCUGAUCGCUACUCCCGACAGUAGACUCUGUCUCCAGUCAUCAGACAUGCAUCGCGCAGCACCCAGCUCCAUCAAAUUUGCCAACAUUGAGGAAAUCAACACAGAUAUUGGCCCCGCGUAUCUUUACAAUCGUACCAAGCUUGCACAGAUUCACCUCGUGCGCGCUUUAGUUCGACGCAAAGAACGAGGCGAGCUUGGUAUGCAGCCUGGUAAAGGACCAUGGAUUAAUGCCACUCAUCCCGGCGGUGUCAAGACGGAUCAGCAAAAACAAGCGAUUGAUGCGUAUGGGACCCUUGGUAAAGUUGGUGUGGCUAUUGUCCGGCCAUUUUUGAAGGAUCCCGUUGACCAAGGUUGUCGGCCAAUUUUGUUUGCUGCGACGAGUGAUGCUGUCAAGGAGGAAAAGAUUGAUGGCUGUUAUAUUGUUCCCGACCGGAAGAUUACUGAGCCGACUUCGCAAGCUCUAGAUGACGAACUUGGGGAGCAGCUUUGGAGGCUUACUGAGACAAUUUUGAAGGCCAAGCUUGGGUCAACAACGCAGUGA
Molecule: messenger RNA, 966 nt
Organism: Fusarium venenatum
Lineage: Eukaryota; Fungi; Ascomycota; Sordariomycetes; Hypocreales; Nectriaceae
Source: RefSeq, a predicted model, not a curated record